AUGACGGACGCCCUUGCGGAUAAGCUCAACCUCGCCCACAUCAGCGAAGGCACAAAUGAUGACUGGAAGAAGGCGCUCAAAAUUCCUGCGAAAGACGGCAGGAAACAAACUGAAGAUGUAACGAACACCAAGGGCCUCGAAUUCGAAGAGUUUGGUCUCAAGCGCGACCUAUUAAUGGGUAUCUUCGAAGCCGGUUUCGAGAAGCCUUCCCCUAUCCAAGAAGAAGCCAUCCCCGUUGCCCUCACCGGCCGAGACGUACUUGCACGAGCCAAGAACGGAACCGGAAAGACUGCUGCCUUCGUCAUCCCCGCUCUCCAACGCAUCAACCCCAAAGUUUCCAAGAUCCAAUGCCUCAUCCUUGUCCCCACCCGAGAACUGGCGAUGCAGACGUCACAUGUCUGCAAGUCGCUAGGAAAGCACCUAGGAAUCAACGUCAUGGUCACCACCGGAGGAACCGGUCUUCGCGAUGACAUUAUCCGACUUCAAGAUCCUGUUCACAUAGAUCGACAGGUCAUGCUCUUCUCCGCGACCUUCCCCCUCUCCGUCAAGGACUUCUCCGACAAGAACAUGACCGCCCCUUACGAAAUCAACCUCAUGGACGAGCUGACACUUCGUGGUAUCACGCAAUACUACGCCUUUGUUGAUGAGAAAUCCAAAGUCCACUGUCUGAAUACCCUCUUCUCCAGACUGCAGAUCAACCAGUCCAUCAUCUUUUGCAACUCGACAAACCGAGUCGAGCUUCUUGCGAAGAAGAUCACCGAGCUUGGAUACUCCUGCUUCUACAGCCAUGCCAAGAUGGCCCAGCAGGCCCGUAACCGAGUAUUCCACGAUUUCCGAAACGGCGUCUGCCGUAACCUUGUCUGUUCUGAUCUCCUCACCCGCGGUAUCGAUAUCCAAGCGGUCAACGUUGUCAUCAACUUCGAUUUCCCCAAGAAUGCCGAAACCUACUUGCACCGCAUCGGUCGAUCUGGUCGAUAUGGCCACCUUGGUCUAGCUAUCAACUUGAUCAACUGGGACGACCGGUUCAAUUUGUACAACAUUGAACGGGACCUAGGCACCGAGAUUCAACCCAUCCCUCAGACCAUCGACAAGAGCCUCUACGUCUACGAGAAUCCCGAGAGCAUUCCUCGCCCCAUCUCCACCCUCAAGCCUGCUGGGGCCAGCCAGCCCAACGCGGCUACCCCCAGGGCUUCAAUGGGCAGCCUCAGGAUCAAGCACAGGCUCAGCAGCACCGUGCGCAGCACGCCCAGCAGCAGCAGCCCGCGGGUCCAACCCCCAACUUGA
Molecule: messenger RNA, 1284 nt
Organism: Parascedosporium putredinis
Lineage: Eukaryota; Fungi; Ascomycota; Sordariomycetes; Microascales; Microascaceae
Source: the annotation of a GenBank genome assembly